Messenger RNA from Sphaeramia orbicularis (orbiculate cardinalfish), 4137 nucleotides. It is a transcript of the gene gmps, whose product is annotated as guanine monophosphate synthase. The record is from RefSeq and is a predicted model, not a curated record. Gene Ontology annotation, biological process: GMP biosynthetic process. The transcript is spliced from 16 exons. Gene Ontology annotation, molecular function: GMP synthase (glutamine-hydrolyzing) activity; GMP synthase activity; ATP binding. Gene Ontology annotation, cellular component: cytosol. NCBI's taxonomy places the organism in Eukaryota, Metazoa, Chordata, Actinopteri, Kurtiformes, Apogonidae. Bases 182 to 2251 code for a protein of 689 amino acids.
UCUCCAAGUGGAAGAGCUAGUGACAGCCCGGUCUGCUUUGGGAACAGUAGUCGGCGUGCUGAGCCAGGAGCUAACCAGUAGUGUCUCUCUCUCUCUCUCUCUCUCUCUCUCUCUCUCUCUCUGUGAGACCUGGGACACCGAGGCGAAGGAGAGAGCUCAUUCCACAACACGGCAGUCCUCCAUGGCUCUGUGCAACGGAGACAGCAAGCUGGAGGUCAGCGCAGAGCAGAAUGGGUCUUGCGAGGGGGCAGUGGCUAUCCUGGAUGCGGGGGCCCAAUAUGGCAAGGUGAUUGACAGACGGGUAAGAGAGCUGUGUGUGCGCUCUGAGAUCCUGCCCUUAGAGACUCCAGCUUUUGCUAUCAGAGAACAGGGAUACAGGGCAAUCAUCAUCUCAGGAGGUCCAGCCUCUGUAUAUGCAGAAGAUGCCCCCUGGUUUGACCCUGCCAUAUUCACCAUUGGAAAGCCUGUUUUAGGAAUUUGUUAUGGAAUGCAGAUGAUGAAUAAAGUUUUCGGAGGCACAGUACACAGAAAAAGUGUAAGGGAAGAUGGAGUGUUCAAUAUUGGACUGGAUAACACAUGUUCUCUCUACAGAGGCCUUCAGAAGGAGGAAAUGGUCCUCCUGACUCAUGGAGAUAGUGUGGAUAAAGUGGCUGAUGGCUUUAAAGUGGUGGCCCAAUCAGGGAACAUAAUUGCCGGUAUUGCCAAUGAACAGAAGAAACUGUAUGGGACACAGUUUCAUCCCGAAGUAGACUUGACAGAGAGAGGCAUGGACAUGCUGCGUAACUUCCUAUUUGAGAUUGCAGGAUGCACAAGUAACUUCACUGUACAGAACCGCCAACAGGACUGCAUCACUGAGAUCCGAGAAAAAGUAGACAAGUCUAAAGUGCUGGUGCUUCUCAGUGGUGGAGUUGACUCGACUGUGUGCACAGCCCUCCUCAACAAAGCCCUGAACCAGGACCAGGUGAUAGCUGUUCACAUUGACAAUGGUUUCAUGAGGAAGAGAGAGAGUCAGAGUGUGGAGGAGGCCCUCACGAAGCUUGGCAUCAAACUCAAAGUGGUAAAUGCUGCACAUACUUUCUACAAUGGAACAACCACCCUUCCCAUCUCGGAGGAGGACAGGACACCACGGAAGCGCAUCAGCAAGACUUUGAACAUGACCACCAACCCUGAGGAGAAAAGGAAAAUCAUUGGUGAUACAUUUGUGAAAGUGGCAAAUGAAGUCAUAGGAGAGAUGAAUCUGAAGCCAGAUGAGGUCUUACUGGCCCAGGGUACUUUAAGGCCUGACCUCAUUGAGAGCGCCUCUCAUCUGGCCAGUGGCAAGGCAGAGGUCAUUAAAACACACCACAAUGAUACCGAGCUAAUCCGUAAGCUCAGAGAUGAGGGAAAAGUAAUUGAACCACUGAAAGAUUUCCAUAAAGAUGAGGUUAGAGCUUUGGGAAGAGAGUUGGGCCUGCCAGAGGAGAUCGUCUCCCGACACCCAUUCCCUGGUCCUGGUUUGUCCAUCAGAGUGAUUUGUGCCGAGGAACCCUACAUCUGCAAGGACUUUGCUGAAACAAACAACAUCCUCAAAAUCAUCACAGACUUCUCUGCAAGUGUCAAAAAGCCCCAUGCCUUGCUGCAGAGAGUCAAGUCGUGCAUAUCAGAUGAGGAGGAGGAGAAACUCAUGCAGAUCACCAGCCUUCAUUCACUCAAUGCCUUCCUGCUGCCCAUCAAAACUGUUGGUGUCCAGGGUGAUUGCCGGUCCUACAGUUACGUAUGUGGCGUCACAAGUAAAGAAUCUCCACACUGGGAGUCACUCUUGUUCCUGGCCAGACUCAUCCCUCGCAUGUGCCAUAGCAUCAAUAGAGUUGUGUAUAUUUUUGGGUCCCAUGUGAAGGAGCCACCAACAGACAUUACGCCCACCUUCCUGACCACAGGCGUUUUGAGCACGCUCAGACAGGCUGACUUUGUAGCUCACUCUAUCCUCAGAGAGUCUGGCUACUCUGGUAAGAUCAGCCAGAUGCCAGUCAUCCUGACCCCCCUGCACUUUGACCGUGACCCACUGCAAAAGCAACCAUCCUGUCGGCGUUCCGUGGUGGUCCGCACCUUUAUCACCAGCGACUUCAUGACAGGCAUCCCUGCCAUGCCGGGCAACCACAUCCCAGAGGAGGUGGUGCUGAAGAUGGUAAAUGAAAUCAAAAAGAUCCCAGGCAUCUCCAGAGUCAUGUAUGAUCUGACCUCCAAACCACCCGGCACCACAGAGUGGGAAUAAAACAUCACACACGUCACAUCGAUUGGACACACUCAUACACUCACACACAAACAAUGCACAAACACACCCAGCAGAUAUCAGAGAGGGCUCUUCUCCUUCUCUUCUGUCCCCCCCUUCCCCUCCCCCCACCCCUCUCUUCAACAUUCCCAUGGAAGGCAGACCGUACUGUGACAGGCGCUCAUGCAAAGACGCUACUACUCUGCUCUCCCACCACCUCUCCCUGGUCUUAAUAUUUUUGGCGAUAGGGAUUAAUGUUGGUUAUUGAUAACUAUUGAUAUAUUGUCAGUUUUUCAUGUACAAUGAAUUUCCUCUCUGAUUAAAUUUGCUGCUUCCUUCUAUGAGGUCACCCACUAAAGGCAAGUGGCCAAAUGCUGUGAAAGUUCAGAAAGUGGACUUUGAUGUCGUGCCUCAGGUUGCAUUAAGUGAUGGUUAAAAUACGAAAGCAAACAUAUAGUCAUAAAAAGGAAGAACAGCAGAAGGAUGGUUUGAAUAUCUGGUUUUCUGCCUUUUUUUUUUUGUCUGUUGUUUUUGUUUUAAUGUUGUAGGUCAGAAUGUUCUCAGCCGAAGACUAUCCUCUGUAUUUGUUCAUUUUCACUCUGCCUGUAUACUGUGCUACGAAGAAGGUUGUCUGUCCAAAGUAAAACUGAACAGAGAACCAAUGUGACCAAUCAACAAUUUUUAAGCUUAUCGUUUUGCCAAAAGUAGAAUAUGCUGUGUUGGUGUAACAUUCUGGGCUCCUCCGACGAUCCUCCCCAAGUUCCAUUUGUCACAUCGAGGUGUUGACUGCGUUGCUAUAUCCAAUCGACAACAGUCAACUCAUGCGUAGUUUCAGUUAUGACUGGUGUGCAGCUGCACAGGAGGCCAAUAUAAUGGGUAACCUUUGUAUGUGCCUGUUCUGGUGUAUUGUUUUGGGGUUUUUUUCCUUUUUCUUUGGUUUGACCCAAUCUAGACUGAUGUUUCCAGAAGGAGGAUAUAACACUGUUUCUCCUCAUGCUGCAAUAUGUAUGCUUUUUAUGAAGAAUAAACUUGGCAAGAGGACUAAUAACAAAAUUAUAAGUACAUUAAAGUUUAUAACCACAUUGUGUAAAUGGCUGUAGUCUUCAUCGUUUGGCUGCUCUUUAUUGUGCAGAGGCACUUAUUUUUUUGCACACGGUUUUCUGUUCUCACCCCUAAAGCCUCAGUGCUUCAUCGCCCUAACAGAAUCGUACAUUCAGUGCAACCUCAACCCUAAGUGUUAUGCGCUGUAGUGUCAGAGGUCAGGUUAUAGUACUGUUUGUUGCCAUCUCCAAGUUCACUGUGUCUCUGAGGCAUUUAUCUCUAUUUUUGUGUCCCGCACUGUUAAACGCGCAACAUGUUAUCACCCUCAGUCACCAGUCUCGUCAUUUAGACCUCUGUGAAAUCAGUGCUCAGGUUUAACUGAGAUUUAAGAAGUGUAUCGUAAACUGUUAGAGACAUUUCACUCGAACAUGGUGGUUCUCAUGCCUCCAGAAUUAGUCUUUGUGCCUCUCAUCCUCCGUUAUAUCCUUCCCUUUAGUGGCAAAAUACUCCUAAUGCAAAAUGAAUGGUUUCCUAACUUGUCUUAACUGCUACGGUUAUUAGUGUUUCUCCCUCUGUUCUGCCUUUUUAAAUGUGUGUAUUUUGUUACAGAUGUCUCCAUAGAAAACAACAGCUUGAUAAUGACAGACAUAUAAUUUUGUAGUUGGAUUUAACUGCAAUAUUGAUAAGAUUAAGUUAUGCAAUUUUCUGUCUUUUUUUGUUUUUUUUUUUCAACAAUGCUCAUUAUCCUUAGUAACGUGCCUCAAACCAAGCCACUGCAUGCAGUUUCAACUACAAUGACAUUUGUACAAUGGAAAACUGAGCUUUAAUAAAAGUCUCCAUGUUGAAAC